Durio zibethinus is the source of this 1097-nucleotide messenger RNA. RefSeq names its product dynein light chain 1, cytoplasmic-like. Gene Ontology annotation, molecular function: dynein intermediate chain binding. The record is from RefSeq and is a predicted model, not a curated record. Gene Ontology annotation, cellular component: cytoplasmic dynein complex. Gene Ontology annotation, biological process: microtubule-based process. Lineage: Eukaryota; Viridiplantae; Streptophyta; Magnoliopsida; Malvales; Malvaceae.
UAGAAAAAAAGGUUGGACAACGUGCCGCCGUCUCAAAAAGGUUCUCCGAUUUAUACGCAAUAAUAAUGAUCUCUUUUACUCUCUCUUCUGUUCUAUAUCAUUGUGGAACAUAGAAACUUCUGGUUUUAAGGCUUUUUUUUUUUAACUUUUUUGCUUAUAUAUAGAUAUAUUUAUAGCUGAAGACCGCCAAAUGAUACAUGCAUGAACAAAACUUGAGAGACAGAAGAAUCUUUUAUAGGCUGUGAGAGAGGGCAAGGAAGAAAGGAUUAAAAAAGAGAUGUUGGAAGGCAAAGCUAUGAUAAAAGAAACAGACAUGCCAGAGAAGAUGCAAAGGCAAGCCAUGGCUUCUGCUUCGCAUGCACUAGAUCUCUAUGAUGUUUCUGACUGCAUCUCAAUUGCUGCCUACAUCAAGAAGGAAUUUGACGAGAGAUAUGGGGGCGUAUGGCAAUGUGUGGUGGGUUCAAACUUUGGGUGCUUCUUCACUCAUACAAAAGGUACUUUCGUUUAUUUUGCUCUGGGGACCCUCAAUUUCCUUAUCUUCAAGGGAGCAUCUUCUUAAUAUUAUGAAGAUGAGAAGAGACUGACAGAAGAACAAAACGCAGCCAGGCCAGCCAUACCAAAAACAGCUUUAUUUGUUAGCAGUGACUGAUUCAGGGUACGAGCAGAAAUUAGGGUGUAAGAUGCCGGUGCCAAGAGUUCUGUUCAAAUGGCAGACUAGUAGUUAAAAUGUCCUUUUUAUUCUGAAUCUGUAGAGACGCACAGUACUCCAAAUUUGCCUGUUUGCAAGGAAGUAGGAUAAGGGAUUCUUGACUUCAGCUGCAUUUGAUAAAAAAGAAAUACUAUGGACUUGGAAUAAUGUAAUUAUUGCUACUACGAAAUCUGUUGUAUUUUUUUAAUAUGGUGGUUGUCCUUUUCAACGGGCAAGCUACUUCUCAUAGACUUGGCAGUUGGCAAACGCCAUUCCUUUUCAAUGGUUGCAGGUUUGCUGCCCUGCCCUUUGAAAUUUAAGCUUGACAGACGGAGGUGUAAUGGUUGACUGAGUAAAAAUGGGCAAGUUUUCUUUGUUUUUGUUUUGUUUUGGGCCAAAAUUGAGUUCC